This is a messenger RNA of Ailuropoda melanoleuca (giant panda), 2249 nucleotides long. RefSeq names its product solute carrier family 13 member 1 (gene SLC13A1). NCBI's taxonomy places the organism in Eukaryota, Metazoa, Chordata, Mammalia, Carnivora, Ursidae. Gene Ontology annotation, molecular function: sodium:sulfate symporter activity. Bases 127 to 1824 code for a protein of 565 amino acids. Gene Ontology annotation, cellular component: plasma membrane. The transcript has 17 exons. Gene Ontology annotation, biological process: sulfate transmembrane transport; sodium ion transport. The record is from RefSeq and is a predicted model, not a curated record.
GCUAACAAGUAUUGAAGAGGAUCUCACUGAUGUCCUCCACUCUUUUCUGAAGUCCAAUGCUGACAAUACCUGCUACAUCCAAGAGUCCUGGGUUCACCCCUGAAGACACUACGGAUUAUCACAAGGAUGACAAUACUGUCUCAUGAAGCAGAAUGUGCCUACACACUCUUUGUCGUUGCCAUAUUUUGGCUUACAGAAGCUUUGCCUUUGUCAGUAACAGCUUUACUGCCUGGUUUAAUGUUUCCAUUGUUUGGGAUCAUGACUUCUAAGAACGUGGCAUCUGCUUAUUUCAAAGAUUUUCAUCUACUGCUAAUUGGAGUCAUCUGUUUAGCAACAUCAAUAGAAAAAUGGAAUUUGCACAAGAGGAUUGCUCUGAGAAUGGUGAUGAUGGUGGGUGUGAACCCAGCAUGGCUGACAUUGGGGUUCAUGAGCAGUACCGCCUUUUUAUCAAUGUGGCUUAGCAACACCUCAACGGCUGCCAUGGUGAUGCCCAUCGUGGAGGCUGUGGCACAGCAGAUCAUCAGCGCCGAAGCAGAGGUCGAGGCCACUCAGAUGACUCAUUUCAGUGGCUCAACCAACCAUGGACUGGAAACUGAUGAGGGUGUUGAAACAAAUGAGAGGAAAGAGAAAACCAUACCAGUUCCAGGAUACAGUAAUGAUGCAGGAAAAAUUUCAAGGAAGACGGAGCUGGAAAAGAACUCAGGCACAGGAACCAAGUAUCGAACAGAGAGGGACCACAUGCUGUGUAAACUUAUGUGCUUGUGUAUAGCUUACUCUUCUACCAUCGGUGGGCUGACAACCAUCACCGGCACUUCUACCAACUUGAUCUUCGCUGAGCAUUUCAAUAUGCGCUACCCUGACUGUCAUUGCAUUAACUUUGGAUCAUGGUUUAUGCUUUCCUUCCCAGCUGCUAUUAUUAUUCUAUUAUUGUCCUGGAUCUGGCUUCACUGGCUUUUCCUAGGAUUCAAUUUUAAGGAGAUGUUCAAAUGUGGCAAGACCAAAACAGCUAAACAAAAAGCGUGUGCUGAGGUGAUUAAACAAGAAUAUCAAAAACUUGGGCCAAUGAGGUAUCAGGAAAUUGUGACCUUGGUCCUCUUCAUUGUAAUGGCUCUGCUGUGGUUUAGCCGAGAUCCUGGGUUUGUUUCUGGUUGGUCUGCGCUUUUUCCCGAGUAUCCUGGUUUUGCUACAGAUUCAACUGUUGCCUUACUUAUAGGAAUCCUAUUCUUUCUUAUCCCAGCUAAGAGAUUGACUAAAACUACACCUACAGGAGAAAUUGUUGCUUUUGAUUAUUCUCCACUGAUUACUUGGAAAGAAUUCCAGUCAUUCAUGCCCUGGGAUAUAGCCAUUCUUGUUGGUGGAGGGUUUGCCUUGGCAGACGGCUGUGAGGAGUCAGGACUAUCUAAGUGGAUAGGAAACAAAUUAUCUCCUCUAGGUUCAUUACCAGUAUGGCUGAUAAUUCUGAUAUCUUCUUUGCUUGUCACAUCUUUAACAGAAGUAGCGAGCAAUCCAGCUACCAUUACCCUCCUUCUCCCUAUAUUAUCUCCAUUGGCUGAAGCCAUUCAAGUGAACCCUCUUUAUAUUUUGAUACCUUCUACUCUGUGUACUUCAUUUGCAUUCCUCCUACCAGUAGCAAAUCCGCCCAAUGCUAUUGUUUUUUCAUAUGGCCAUCUGAAAGUUAUUGACAUGGUUAAAGCUGGACUUGGCGUUAAUAUUGUGGGUGUUGCUGUGGUGAUGCUGGGCAUGUCCACCUGGAUUCGGGCUAUGUUUGACCUCUCUACUUACCCUUCUUGGGCUCCUCCAAUUAGUAAUGAGACCAUGCCAUGACAGGCAUGAAUGCUAUGACUAUGCUGUGGUGAGUUCGGAGAACCGUUGAGCAUUCACUGCCAAUUUGGCAUUGGAAAAUUGAUGACACAUUUAAAUUAGUCCUGACGUCACUGCUGUGGUUCCAGUAAACACCCAAAACCUGCUGUCAUAAGCCAGAGUUCACAAUUCCUUUGAAAUGCAACCAAAGAGCAUCUACGUGCCUUUAUCAAGAAGCCCACGGCUGAGAUUUUGCUCAUGGACCAUAAGAAUCCUGCUUCAAUAUAAGAGUAAUUUAUAAUAUGACCUUCAAAGAGAUUAGGUGAUUUGAUUCAUUUUACAGUUUGGGUUUGGUGUAGCAUUCAAACAUCAAUUUAUUGUUUCAGAAACUUCCCAUAGAAAUAGGAAAUAAAAUAUACCAGUUAAUUAUGUACUUGGAUAAAUCAUUU